UGUACCUGGUUUUCAUUCAGUAACCAUGUUUUCACGAGCAAUUGUGUCAACCCUUUACGUCCUUUUGGUAGGACGACUCACACUCGCAGGGACAAUUUAUCCAUGUGGUGAAGAUCUGCAGGUGCUGCGGCACGCAACAAGUUGCUCAAAGUUCGUGGUUUGCAUGCAUGGGCAAGCAGUUGAGCGAUCGUGUCGUCCAGGAUUUCAUUUUGAUCCUGCAGCACAGCAAUGUAAACCAGCAUCAGAGGUGAAUUGUACCCUCGAAACAGACCCGUGUCCUCCGUAUGAUGAUCCCAGCCACAUGAUCAUUCAUCCUGAUAUUGAUUUCUGCAACCGCUUUCAUGUAUGCUACAGUGGGCAAAAAAUUGAGAUGAGUUGUGCCUCAGGGCUCUACUGGGAUCGAACUAAUGAAUUCUGUACGUAUCCAGAGGAAGCUGACUGCCCUACCAGCAUCAACUGCCCUAAUUUACCUGGUAUCAGCUAUGAACCUCAUCCAAAGCGAUGUGACGGUUAUUUCAUCUGUAUUAAUGGGGAUCUAAUAGAAGUAGCAACAUGCUCACCUCCCAUGAUCUUUGACAUACACGAUCGCAACUGCAAUACACCUGAACUUGCACAGUGCAUCCGAGAUCCGUGCAUUGGCACCCAGGGGCAAAUUAGUAUUCAGGAUCCAGAGGAUUGUCGAGUGGUGGUUCUCUGCCAGUAUGGACGGGAAAUCAACCGAAUCACCUGUCCACCUGGGCAAAUUAGUGAUGAUUAUGGCACAUGUCAACCUGGAGAUCCCGAAACAUGUGAGAUUUUUGUAUGAAGAUAAAUUCUGUUAAAAAUAAAGGGAUUUGAGAGCCAGAUUUAUUUGAAAGGAAA
Molecule: messenger RNA, 861 nt
Organism: Lutzomyia longipalpis
Lineage: Eukaryota; Metazoa; Arthropoda; Insecta; Diptera; Psychodidae
Product: peritrophin-1-like
Exons: 3
Coding region: 26-805 (259 amino acids)
Cellular component (GO): extracellular region
Molecular function (GO): chitin binding
Source: RefSeq, a predicted model, not a curated record